AUGGAUCCCCCAUUGAAAUUAGGUUUAUAUGAUCCAAUAAAUAUAAAUGAGUCAGAACCACGAAAACAACAUCAACAUGUAACAAAAGCUGAAUAUUCUCCUAUUGGCUCAUCGCGUAAACUAAAUUUAUUACUUCAUCGUUCACUUCGAUAUUCAUAUCGGCAACGAUAUUGUCGAUGUUGUCCAACAAUACUUUGUGAACUUUUACUUCCAUUAAUUCUUAUUGGAUUAUUAGCUUUAACACGUCAUGAAACUGAAGCACUCUUUGAAUGGAUAGAUAAGAGUUCUCUUUCUGCUUCAAGAAGUUCGUAUCAUUCUCGAUGUCCACAAAAUCGAAAUACAACAAUAACAACAAAUUUAUCAACAGAUUCAAUAAAAAUUUGUUUCAAAUUUCAACCAUGUUAUGAAGGCCAUAGAGUUCGAUUUUGCCUUUCAGAAACAGCUGUAAGCAUAACAAAUUUUGUAUUUCGACCAAUAACAAAUGAUACGAAUGUUCUUGUUGAACGUGCUAAAACACGUUUGAAAAAUAUGAAUUGUACAAAUAUAAAAGUUUGGAAUCAAAAUAUGAAUGAUAAAAAUGUUAGUCAUUUAUUACAAAAUGAAAAAAAAAAUACAGUUACUUUUGAUUUUGGUUCAACAUCUAGUUUAAAAAAUGGACAUAAUCUUGAUUAUAACAUAAUGGUUCCAAUGCCAGACAUUAUUCCUAAAACUGAUCCAGUUGAUCUGACAUUUCUAUCAUUUUUACAUCCAUCAUCUAUUCGUGAUCGAUCUGAUGUAAUAGAUAGACCUGAUUAUGAUUUUGAAGAUUCAAGAUCACCUAACUUUAGUUAUGCAAAAAUGUCUAUUGGUUCAAGAUUACCUGAAUUUAGUGAUGUAAAAAUGUUUAUUGAUGCAUUACUUAUUGGUUAUCAAACGAAUAGAAAUAUUACAUUUGAACUUCAAAAAGCACCUAUGACAUGUACACCAUAUCGUCGAGAUUAUCUGUUUUUUGAAUCAGGAUCACCACUCGUAAUAAUAGUUGUAAUGUUUAUUGAUUUUGUAUAUUUCAUUCCAUAUUUAAUUCUUCUAACCAGUUUAAUUCAAGAAAAAAAUGCUAAAGUUAAAGAAAUUCUUAAAGUAAUUGGAAUUGAACCUAUUUUAAAUAAUUUUGCUCAAGCAAUUCGAACAUUAAUUAUUCUUUGUUUUUUAACUAUAUUAUUAUGUAUUAUAUUUAUAUUAGAAUUGAAAUCUGAUACAUAUUUUAACAUAGUUAAUUUUGGCGUUCUUUUUCUUGGAUAUUUAAUACAUGGUUUACAAUUAAUAUCAUUUUGUAUAAUGAAUGCACAAUUAUUUGAUAAAACUUUUCGAGCAGUAUUAGGCACUUUUUUCAUAUAUGGUCUAUCAGUAUUUAUAUAUCCAUUUAUUAUUGGAUGGCCAACAGCUAUACAAUAUAUAUUCAUAUUUAUUAGUCCCUAUAUUGCUGGACGUUCUAUUUUUCAACAAGUAAUUUUACAUGAUUUAGCAUAUAAAAAUGUAGCAUUCUUUCAAACAAUUUAUCGUCAUGUACCAAUAUAUUUUGUAACAUUGAUUAUUAUGAUUAUUAGUUGUACCUUCUAUUGGAUUUUAUCUUGGUAUUUGGAAAAAGUUGUUGUAGGUGAAUAUGGUAUUUCACUUGAUUGGAAUUUUCUUUUCAAACAAAAUUAUUGGCGUUUGAAAAAAGUUAAUCAUACUAUUGAAUCAUUUCCUGAUCGUGCUUUAUCUCUUAAAAGAACUCAUUCUAAUAUCAGACCUAUUGUACAUGUGAAUCAUCUUGUUAAAAAAUUUGGUCUAGAUAAAAUCGCAGUUAAUGAUGUCUCAUUUGAUUUAUAUGAAAAUCAAAUCACAUCAUUACUUGGACCAAAUGGUUCAGGUAAAACAACAAUAUUUAAUUGCUUAAUUGGAAUAUAUAGACAAACAUUUGGUAUAAUAACAAUUGAAAGUGAAGAUGGAGAAGAUUUGGAUACACGAACAAAUAUGGAAUUAUUAAGAAAAUCGAUGGGUUAUUGUCCUCAACAUGAUAUUCUUUUUGAUUUAUUAACUAUAAAAGAACAAAUUGAAUUUUAUGCAACAGCUCGAGGAUUUGGAAAAAAUAAACAACAGAUAGCAUCUGAAAUGCUUCGUUUAGCUGAUCUUGAAGAAUUACAAGAUCUUUAUUGUAAUACAUUAUCACGUGGAAUGAAAAGACGUUUAUCAUUAGCUUGUGCAUUUGUUGGUGAU
This is a messenger RNA of Adineta steineri, 2235 nucleotides long. Lineage: Eukaryota; Metazoa; Rotifera; Eurotatoria; Adinetida; Adinetidae. The record is from the annotation of a GenBank genome assembly.